ACAGGCAUUUAAAAGUCGAGACCUGGCCAGUCUAUGAGUCUCUGUGGUUGCACGUCAGUUGGAUAGUGUUAACUUAGGUGUACAUUAUACUUACAGAAUGGGUUACGAGCUGGACAUGAUCAACAGAGAUCCUAAUGGUCUAAAUGACCAUGUGAGGGUUAUGUUCGAUGAAGUCCUUGCUGAACCAGAUGGCGCCCACUCCAUUAACUGUGUCUGGAAUUGCGCCUAUAAAUGUUUCAACUGCUGCAAAGGCUGCUGCUACAAGUUCUUGACAUUACUGUGUGGCAUACCGCUAGCCAUCUGCUGGGGAUGUGAGUUCGCCUACAUUUCCUUCCAACAUGUCUGGUAUAUAACUCCCUGCAUGAGAUCUUUCAUGAUCAACUGCGGAUGUCUUCAGAAGUUCUACGGCACAUGUCUACAAUGUUAUUGCCAACCUUUGUGUGAAGCCUUUAGUUUCUUGCUCAGUAACAUUAAAGUGACCAACUACAAGGGAUAGCUAAACAACCAACCCUAAUACAUGGAACUACAAUAAGCAUCAAGAGUUAUGCAAUGUCUGUCUUUGAGGUCCCAAUCAAAGUGUUACCCAAUCAAACAGAAUAGACAACGGAGAACAAUGAAAACAACUUCUAAAUUU
This is a messenger RNA of Biomphalaria glabrata, 634 nucleotides long. Its product is annotated as caveolin-1-like. The transcript is spliced from 2 exons. Gene Ontology annotation, cellular component: caveola. Gene Ontology annotation, molecular function: molecular adaptor activity. NCBI's taxonomy places the organism in Eukaryota, Metazoa, Mollusca, Gastropoda, Planorbidae. The record is from RefSeq and is a predicted model, not a curated record. Gene Ontology annotation, biological process: caveola assembly. The coding region runs from base 98 to 496 and encodes 132 amino acids.